Messenger RNA from Anas platyrhynchos (mallard), 1411 nucleotides. It is a transcript of the gene HADH, whose product is annotated as hydroxyacyl-CoA dehydrogenase. The record is from RefSeq and is a predicted model, not a curated record. Gene Ontology annotation, cellular component: mitochondrion. NCBI's taxonomy places the organism in Eukaryota, Metazoa, Chordata, Aves, Anseriformes, Anatidae. Gene Ontology annotation, biological process: fatty acid beta-oxidation. Gene Ontology annotation, molecular function: NAD+ binding; (3S)-3-hydroxyacyl-CoA dehydrogenase (NAD+) activity.
CCUGGCCCGGCCCGGCCCGGCCCCGCCGCCGAGCGGCCGCAGGCUCCUUGCUGCCGCCUGCCCGCCUCCGCCAUGGCUUUCGCCACCCGACGCUUCGUGCGAGCCGCCUCCUCCUCCUCCUCGUCCUCCGCCGCCGCUGCUGCCGCCGCCGCCGCCGCCACGGCGGCCGCCAAGAAGCUGCUGGUCAAACAUGUCACCGUCAUCGGCGGCGGGCUUAUGGGCGCCGGCAUCGCCCAGAUUGCAGCAGCCAGUGGUCACACGGUGGUGUUGGUAGACCAGUCAGAUGAAAUCCUCAAGAAGUCUACAAAGGGAAUUGAAGAGAGCUUGAAGAGAGUGACAAAGAAGAAAUUUGCGGAUAAGCCUGAGGCUGGUGCAGAAUUUAUUGAAAAGACCUUAAAGAACCUUACAACAAGCACAGAUGCAGUAGCAGUGGUCCACAGCACGGAUCUGGUGAUAGAAGCCAUCGUGGAGAACCAGGAAAUUAAAAAUGAACUCUUCAAGAGGCUGGAUAAAUUUGCUCCAGAGCAUACAAUAUUUGCAAGCAACACCUCGUCCCUGCAGAUCACGCAGUUGGCCAACUCCACCACCAGGCAGGACCGAUUCGGUGGCCUCCAUUUCUUCAAUCCCGUGCCGAUGAUGAAGCUCGUGGAGGUCAUCAAGACUCCAAUGACUAGCCAAAAGACUUUUGAGUCACUUAUGGACUUCAGCAAAGCGGUAGGAAAAAGUCCUGUCAGUUGUAAGGACACUCCUGGCUUCAUUGUAAACCGUCUCUUGGUGCCGUAUAUGAUGGAAGCUGUUCGACUUUUUGAGAGAGGAGACGCAUCAAAGGAAGAUAUUGAUGUUGCUAUGAAGCUCGGGGCUGGCUAUCCCAUGGGGCCAUUUGAACUCCUGGACUACGUUGGGUUGGAUACCAGUAAAUACAUUAUAGAUGGAUGGCAUGUGCUAGAGCCCAACAAUCCUCUUUUUGCACCCAGCCCCCUUCUGGAUAAACUGGUGGCAGAGAAGAAGCUGGGUAAGAAGACUGGAGAAGGAUUCUACAAAUACAAAUGAACUCCAAACCUCGAGAGGUGUUAAACUAUCUUUGUAUUCAGCAUUGCCAAACUACAGGUGAAUUCUGUUUAAACCUUCCCAAGGACGGCACGAGCUGCGUUUAGAACAUAACCCACCUCUGAAGAGUGAUUGCACUAGUUACCUAUUUCUCUGCUGAAAGCUUGAUUUGGUAGAUUAUUUUUUCUUGUAAUUCCGAAAAGCUUUAUAUGUACAGUGCCUUCAUGCAGACGUUGAUUUUUCAGGUGCAAGACAGAAUGACAAGUGAAUUUAUGUAUUCAAAGACGUUAUAUUAAUGGGAAAAAAAAUCCAAAAAAUAACCACACUUUCUUAAAAAUAAAAUUUUCAACAAUUCUUUAUUGAA